Solenopsis invicta (red fire ant) is the source of this 3726-nucleotide messenger RNA. RefSeq lists its product as uncharacterized. NCBI's taxonomy places the organism in Eukaryota, Metazoa, Arthropoda, Insecta, Hymenoptera, Formicidae. Gene Ontology annotation, biological process: regulation of transcription by RNA polymerase II; apoptotic process. Bases 1400 to 3433 code for a protein of 677 amino acids. Gene Ontology annotation, cellular component: nucleus. The record is from RefSeq and is a predicted model, not a curated record. The transcript is spliced from 6 exons.
GUUUACAUUUAUAUUUUUAUAUUUAGACAACUCGCAGCAUAAUUAAAGUAAGUACGAUAUAUUAGUAAAUACGCUUUAUUUGUUUAAUUUGCCAUGUAACUACUAAAAACAACAAGUAGGUGACAUUGAAUAUUAGGCCAUAUUGAGCAUAUUUCCUUUACUUCUAAUUUUACCUGAGAUUUUUUGUGCGUAUUGCAAAUAAAUUAAAGUUUGUUUCUUUUUUAAACAAAUUGCAGGUUAGAAUGUUUUACUGCAACUUCUGCAAUUUUGGAACUCCAUAUUUAAAAAAACACUUAGACCAUCAUAUUUAUCAUAGAAACAUUACUUAUUUUUAUUAUUGUGGCUAUGACAGAUGUAAGAAAUGCUUCCAAAGUGGUACAUAUUUAAGAGCACACUUACGUCGAACCCAUGGAUUACACUCAAAGAAGCAUGAAACAUUUCUGUCUAUAGCUUUUUCUGCUGAUGAAAGAGGGAAAUUUGUAUGUACAAUCAACAUUUGCAAGAAAAAAUUUGAUAACUUUCAUCUUCUUAUAAAACAUUUGAAAAAGCACAUUAAUAAAAAUCAACAAAUCCAAUGUCCGUUUCGAAAUUGCAAAAGAAGGUAUUUUGUGUUAUCUUCUUUUACCAGUCACAUAUCAAAAAUCCAUAAAAAUCGUUAUGAUCAAGCAGAAAUAGUUACUGUUGAAAAUCCUGUUGUUGAAUCUGAAGAGUCAUUAAACAACACACUGCUUGAAAUUGAUGACCAACCCAAUAUGAUAGUGCAACAUGAACCUUAUAAUGCCCAAUACGAUGCUGAUGAAUCAGAUUUAUUUCUAAAAAAUGUUGGUCAAUUUUACUUAAAACUAGAAAGUAAGUUAUUACUUCCAGCAUCAACAAUUCAGUAUAUAGUUAAUGAAAUAAAUUACAUUCAUGAGAAAGGACAAGAAAUCGUUCAACAAAAAUUACAAGAAUCUUUUUUGGCUGAAAAAAUUUCAUCUGAUAAAAUAAAUCAAAUUAUGAAAAACGUUUUCAAAAGUGAUCCUUGGAUUAAAAGUAAUAACAUCUUUCAAACAGAUUAUAAUAUUUAUAUAAAAAUUUUUUUAAAAAAGAGUUUGAUUACGUCGAUCCAAUCUUUAUUGAAAUCGAUAAAGUAACGAAAAAGUAUUUUGCUUACGUGCCUGUGCAAGAAACGUUAAAAAAUUUUUUCAAGGAUAAAUCGUUGCAAAAUGUAAUUGAUCUUAGAUUGCAACCCCAACACGAUGAAUUUUUACAAGAUUUUACAGAUGGAAAAGUUUUUAAAAGCAACUUGUUUUUCAAAGAUAAUCCAGAAGCUUUACAAAUAACUCUUCACCAAGAUGCAUUUGAAGUCGUUAACCCAAUAGGUUCAGCAAAGAAAAAACAUAAAUUAUUGGCCAUUUAUAUGAGUUUGGGUAACAUACCAGACAACUUUCGUAGUCACAUUAACUGCAUUAAACUUGUUGCUCUAUGUAAAGAAGCAGAUUUUAAUCAUAAAAGUGUUUAUGGAAAAAUAGUAGAGGAUUUAAAAAUUAUUGAAGCAACAGGAAUUGAAAUUGAUAGUAAAUUUAUUAAAGGCUGUCUUGUUUUUAUCACUGGCGACAAUUUAGGCAGUCACGGAUUGGGAGGUUUUGUUGAAAAUUUCAGUACAGCACAAUAUUUUUGCAGAUUUUGUCAUGUAACAAGAGAACAAUUUUAUUCUGCUAAUGGUUCAUGUAAAAUAUACGAAUCAAGGAACAUUGAAUCAUACAAUAAUGCUUUAGACAAGAUUGGAAAUAAAAAUGAUUUUCAAGGUAUCAAAUUCAAUUCAGUUUUCAAUCAAUUAAAAAAUUAUCAUGUCUGUGUACCAGGGUUACCUCCAUGUUUAGGACAUGAUUUAUUUGAAGGAAUUGUAGCCUUUGAUUUGCAAUUAUAUAUUGCUUAUUUGAUUGAUAAUAAGUGGUUUACUUUAAAACAAUUAAACAAGAGAAUUGAGAACUUUAAGUAUUCGACAGAAGAUCGACAAGAUAAACCCUGUACAAUAAGUGCUAUGAACAAGAGAAUAUCUGGAGGUGCUUGCCAAAUUUGGAACUUUCUUAGACUUUUGCCUCUUUUAAUUGAAGACAAAAUCGAAACAAUUGAUGAUGAAGUGUGGGUUUGCAUACUUCUACUCAGUGAAAUAGUUGAAAUCAUUUGUUCUCCAAUAAUUCAUAAAUCUUGUUUACCUUAUUUACAAUUAAUUAUUUCUCAGUACAUUUUAACAAGAAAAUUGUUAUUUCCUCAAAUUAAGUUGCGUCCAAAGCAUCAUUACCUGAUUCAUUAUCCUGAACUCAUUUUGCAGUUUGGCCCUCUAAUGAAAGUGUGGACUAUGCGUUUUGAAAGCAAGCAUCGUUUUUUUAAAAGAGCCAUUCGAUACACCCUUAAUUUUAUAAAUGUACCAAAAUCUCUCAGCAUAAAACAUGAACUUUUACAGAGUCUUGUACGAUUAGGUACAGAUAUUAGAAUCCAAACAGAAUUCUAUGAAGUUAGUAACUUUUACAUCGAAUUGUACAACAAAGAUAUACAAAAAGCUAUACAGAAUGCUAAGUUACCUCAACUGAUCCAGCAAUGCAGCAGAGUUGUUGUGAAAGAUCGCAAAAUGCCAUUAUUCAAAGUAGAAUCACCUAUUCACAAAAGAAUCAUGAUAAAAGCAAAUAGUAUAUCCGAAAUAAUUGAAAUUGCAAUAAAAAAAUUAAAACUUCCUGAAGACAAUACUUACAAGUUACUUUUACAAAACGAUGGAACAGAGAUAGAUGAUAAUGAUGUGCUACUGGAAUAUGCAGAACAAUCUAAAGAUAUGAUUGUUUUAACGAUUUUAGGUAUAAACAUGUCUUCGGACUAUGAUAAAAAAAAUGAAGAUAACCAAAUUGUUUUAAAUGAAUCUAGUUCGACAAUGCAGAGAAAUGACAUUUCAGAUUCUAGUUCUAUCAGUACAUGUUCUGAAGCAUUAAGUUCAUCAAAUAGAUCAAGUACAAAAGUAAAAUCAAUAAAUCUAGAAGACGGAGUAUGGAGUAAAUUAUCGGAAAGAAUAGUUGCUGCUUGCGUAAGAGGAGAUAAACUGUGUUUUUCCGACAGAAAAGCAGUUAUUCAGAAAAUCGUAGAAUAUAUGAUUGAUACUCUCAAAAACACGACAAGAAGUAAAGCACAUGAAAUUGCGACAAUUCUCUGCAAUACUUAUCCGAAAACUUUUGCUGAUACAAUUGGUAACGAUGAAAUGUGGGGAAGUGGCUUAGAAACCGUACGGCUUGAAAUUUAUAACGCCUGUCUUUAUAAGAUUAAUUCAAAAAAACGUAAAUCGUUUUCGAAAGCUACGAAUUAUGACAGUGACGAUGCGGAGCAAGAAGAACGUCAGCAGCAAGCUACAUCACGACGUCAAGACGAGUAUGGCUGCGUUGAAAUGACGUUGAUGAUGCUGAUGUAAUAAAUGCUGCUGACACUGAGUAUCCUGUGCUUAUCAUCAGAGGAAAAUCAUUAUACGACGAGAAUGCAAAAUGUACUGUCAUUAUUGGUAAAAAAGUUUCAAUUACUUCCACGAAUUCUCUGGAAGGAAUCUUGAUAACUUUUCUCGCAUACUACGUUUAUGGAUUUUGCUAUUUACCUAAAAUUGAAAAAUCUCUAGAAUUUAUACAAAGGUAACUACGAUUUAUUAUAAUUUCUAUAUAAAUGUAUAUAACGUAAGUAUAUCCUAUAUAGCUUAAUACUCAAUAUGGCCUA